AUGUGUGUAUCAGUACGUAUUAUUUGGGCCUGCGGCCAUGAGAGCGAUACCAGCGCCGACCAUACAUGUAAACGCAAGCAGCACUGCGAAUGGAUGGUGCCGGAGGAGUUCGAAGUCAAUCAUUUCUGCACGUCCUGCCUCUUGAAAACGACAACCUACAGCGGGCCGCUUCUCUCCAAAUUCCCAGAAUACGACGGCUCAAUCCCGCAUUCCUCUGUCUGGAACUUCACAGCAGUGUUCUUCAAUCGCGCGAACAAAUUUCGAGACUUGGUACUAGCCGCACAGAUCGAAAGCAGAAAUAACCCGGAUUGGAUGUUAUUGAACGGCAGGGAUAUUUUGAAUCUGGAAGAAAUUCAAGAUAUUCUAAUUGAAGGCGUGAAGAUAUACAUGUGCGAAGCCAUCUCGCGGACAGGUACCGCCAGCGUUCCACAGGAUAUUCAGUUCCUCAUCUACUGGAUAGCGUGUAUUGUGGAAUGGAACCUCGGGACUGAUGGACGUGCAGAUGCAUUACGACUAGCUGACCGAGCCGAAGACGAGUUGGACGGAAAAUUCGUGAAGCCGUAUUUUGCGACGCCUGUGGUUCUCAAGGAGGAUGAGUCGAAGGAGUGCUCUAUCUGCUUGGAGGUGAUGACACAGGAGCAGCCAGUCGAGCUGCCCUGCGGUCAUAUUUUUGGGAAUGAGUGUUUAUAUAAGCACGUAUAUACGGGUCAAGAGGGCGAUGAGGUAAACUGCCCGCUCUGUAGGGAUAAGUUCGAUGAGUCCACGCAUGAGUUUCCCUCUUUCAUACGUCCGACACCUCCCUGGUGUAGAGAGUUAUUGAGGAUUGACGAAUUGAAGCCCUGGAUUCCUGCACUUAACGAGUAA
This is a messenger RNA of Glarea lozoyensis ATCC 20868, 864 nucleotides long. RefSeq names its product RING/U-box. Gene Ontology annotation, molecular function: ubiquitin protein ligase activity. Bases 1 to 864 code for a protein of 287 amino acids. Lineage: Eukaryota; Fungi; Ascomycota; Leotiomycetes; Helotiales; Helotiaceae. Gene Ontology annotation, biological process: protein ubiquitination. The record is from RefSeq and is a predicted model, not a curated record. The transcript has a single exon.